UCCUCCCGUUUCGCUUUCGCUUCCGCCGAGCGGUCCAGCGGGUCCGCCGCCGCCCAGCAUGGACGACCUGGACUGCGACUCCACCUGGGAGGAGGACGAGGACGCCGAGGACGGCCUGGCGGGGGACGCGGACGCGGGGGACGAGGACGCGGGGGACGCGGAGGCGGACGGGCUGCGGGCCGCGCAGGCCGGCGCGCUCCAGUCCAGGGUGACAGGAUCGCGCAACUGGCGAGCGGUGCAGGACAUGCGUAGGUACCGGCACCACUACCCGGAUUUAGAAGAAGGAGACGGCAAUGGUGACAUGUCCAACCUGAGUUUCUACAGAAACGACAUCCCCUUCCAGCCCAAUGGUUGUGUCAUCGAGAACAUUCUUCAGCAGUGGAAGGACAACUAUGACAUCCUUGAGGACAAUCACUCCUACAUCCAGUGGCUCUUUCCCCUGCGGGAACCAGGAGUGAACUGGCAUGCCAAGCCCCUCACGCUCAAAGAGGUCCAGGCAUUCAAAAGCUCCAAAGAGGUCAGGGAGCGGCUCAUCCGGGCCUACGAGCUGAUGCUGGGCUUCUAUGGGAUUCAGCUUGAGGACCGCGGCACGGGGGCUGUGCGCCGAGCCCACAACUACCAGCAACGCUUCCAGAACCUCAACUGCCGCAGCCACAACAACCUCCGCAUCACGCGCAUCCUCAAGUCGCUGGGCGAGCUGGGCCUGGAGCACUUCCAGGCGCCGCUGGUGCGCUUCUUCCUGGAGGAGACGCUGGUGCGGCAGCAGCUGCCCGCCGUGCGUCAGAGCGCCCUGGACUACUUCCUGUUCGCGGUGCGCUGCCGGCGCCAGCGGCGCGAGCUGGUGCACUUCGCCUGGGAGCACUUCCGGCCCCGCUGCAAGUUCGUCUGGGGGCCCCACGACAAGCUGCGGCGGUUCAGCCCGCGCUCCCCCGCCCCUGCCGGCGGGGGACCCCGCGCGGGCCGGGGCCGACGCCCCGGGUCAGACCCGCGGCCCGAGAGGGACACGCGCGGGGACCGGGACCCGGCCGAGGGUCCCCCGCCGGCACCGGCGGAGCCCCCGGAUGCGGGGACCCCGGAGGGGGGCCGGGAGGAGGGGGGUGAGCCCCUGAGCCCCAAGGAGAACAAGAAGAGGAAGUUGGAGGCGCACAGGCCGGAGCAGGCCCCGCGAGAGCCGGGCCCCCAGAGCGCCCCCGACGUGGAGAACAUCGUCCUGAACCUGGAGGGCUGCGCCCUCAGCCCGGGAGGCCAGGCGCCCCGCGAGCCCCGCGAGGCCGCGCCGCCCGGCCCCGCCCGCCCCGGGGCCCUGUGCGGCCCAGGAAGCGAGGAAGCGGAGGAAGGUGGAGAAAGGCCCUCGGGGGGGCGCCGGUGGGGACGCGGGCCGCCGUCGGUGGCCGCCCCGAUGUCCCUGCCCGGCCCCCGGCCCCGCCGGGAGCCCCCGAGGGCCCAGAGAGCGGGAAUGGGGGCCGGAGGAGGAGAGCCUGGCAAGCCCAGAGGGGCCAGAGCACAGGGCCCCCGGGAGCCCGCCAGAGAGGCCGGGCCCCGGGGGCCCCAGGAGGCCCCGGGGGGGAGCCCCAGGAGGCAGCCGGGAUGGGCCCUGCCCCGAGCCCAGCGAGCCGUAGGGUGGGCGCCGCUGCCGAGGGCGCGGGCACGGGAGCCCCGCGGUGCCGCCUCGCUGCCCGGCGGUGCUGGUCUCUUCCUGGUGGUCUUGCAGCAGCCGCCCGAAGGGUAGAGGCCCCCCUCAGGGAAGGCCCCGGCCUUGGAACCCUCCUUACCUCACUGUGCCCCCCGCUGCCGGGGCUUGGGGGAGAGGCCUCGCUUCUCUCUUUGGUGCCCAGGAGGCCUUUUCUGAAUAAACUCCUUUGACUUUG
Molecule: messenger RNA, 1868 nt
Organism: Perognathus longimembris pacificus (Pacific pocket mouse)
Lineage: Eukaryota; Metazoa; Chordata; Mammalia; Rodentia; Heteromyidae
Gene: Ogfr
Product: opioid growth factor receptor
Cellular component (GO): membrane
Molecular function (GO): opioid growth factor receptor activity
Source: RefSeq, a predicted model, not a curated record